ACCUAAGCAGAAGGUGAUGAUUUCCACUCUCCGAGUGCUUUAAGAGAUCCUCAGAAAACACAGUGCAACUCUGGGACAGUACUGCCCAAAACAGAAAGCCUGGAGAACCAGCCUGAUGUUCCAGACAAGCAUUCCAAAGUUGGUCCUAACUUGAGCUCUCCAGACCAACUGGCAAGUAUGGUGAGUGGCCCUCAGAAACCUAAAGAGUUGGGCCCUAGAGAAAGAACAUCAUCUUCCUGUAGCUUUGAAGAUCAAAAAGAGUUGCCCCUAGUCCAUGGUGUCCCACAGCACAAUCCACUAACAAAUACUAUUACAAGUGAAAGCCCUGAAAAGCUAAAUCCACCUGCAGCUCCUAGGUUUUUAUCUCCAAAUGUAACCUCUCUUGGUCCAAAUCAGAUCGAUGGAGCCUCAAUUAAUAAAAAUUGUGUUGGUGUCCAGGGCAAAAAGGUCUUUGGUUCUGCUUUUCCUUGCAACACUGCUGCUCGAUUGCAUCAUCCAAGAGCGUUGGAGCACAUUGGACCCAUGGGAACCACAUCCCCCAGCAAGCAGAUUCCACUAAAUAAGAGCUCUGCGUCUGGAGAAGGAGCACCAACUGUCAGGGAAGACGGGCCUUCAAAGCAACAUGCAAACACCCUAGGAGGAAUAAAAAAUGAGAAUGUACUGGCCUGUGGAGGCCCAGCCAAGGGUAAUGUGAAGAACAGGAAGGACGUUGCACACAACCCCGUGGAACUGAUGGAGCAUUUGCAGAGUGUUCCCCUUGUUAUGGAUUUGCCAUUUUUCAAGUUACCAAGGGAACCAGGAAAAGGACUCAAUCAGCCCUUGGAACCUUCUUCCAUCCCCUCUCAGCUCAAUAUCAAACAAGCAUUUUAUGGGAAGCUUUCUAAGCUGCAGCUUCAUUCCACCAGCUUUAAUUAUUCACACAACACAACUCCAGCUUUUCCCAGAAGCCUUGCUGGAAGCGUGAUGCAGCUAAGCCACAAAGCGAACUUUGCUGCAAACCAUAAUACGUCCCUUUCUGUGCAGAUGUUUGCUGAUAGCAGCAGUGUUGAAGAAAUAUCACUGAAAUGUUCCUGCAGCCUUAAAGCCAUGAUUAUGUGUAAAGGAUGUGGGGCAUUUUGUCACGACGACUGUAUAGGACCCUCAAAGCUUUGUGUAUUGUGCCUUGUAGUGAGAUAAUAAAUUAUGGCCAUCGGAAAAAUUGUAUAUUUAGUGUGUGUAUUUUGAUAACUGACCCUAAAACCUGUACACAAAAUAUUAUUCAGUUUAUAAUAGAGACAAUAUUAGUUUUGGUGAGAGAGUUGAUUUGCCUUCCCACUAAAAUUCACCUGUUCUUACUCACAGUUACACUCCCCCAUUUGUGGGUUGUGCCCUACUGGAGUGAUCUUCUGCUUAACACCAUCAUGGAAAUGUUGAUUUGUGCUCUGGGCACACAUGCUGAGGCUACCACCUGACUGAGAGGCAGUUUUGCUCUGGGAAUCCAUGGACCUUUUCUAAAGGAAACAUUUACAUCCAAAGGAACUGGAACAGAGUGCUCUCUGUUUUUAAGGGCUGAGCUCGGUUAGUCCUGGCCAUGCCUUAGCAGAGCAGAAUACAGUCUUCCACUCUCCGUUCCCUGUCUGUGUGGAAAGAGUACUACUGUACGAUAAAUGUGGACAUGAAGCUUCUCUGUAGGUGUUGGCUGUGUAGUACUUUGAAUGCUACAGCAGAAUCAAGUAACCAGUAAAACAUUCAGCAGGUGGCUGAAGAGCCAUAUAUGGGUGAUGGCGCAUUGGAUGGAGCCAGUUAAGGGAAUGAAAGAAGCAAAUGGUAGUGGCUGCCAGCUUCAAUGCCUUCUGCUGGACUGAAGGAAGAUGUGUAGCCUCUGGAACUGUAUGCACCUGACUGAACUGUUGGACCAGGCUGCCUCUUCUGGCCAAACGUUGCUACAAACUUGUAUGAAAAGCCAAGGAAUUCAUUAGUGUGUCCGGUAACCUGCCCAUAUUACAGCCCUACAAUGAGAACCUUGCCAUGCCAGCAUCUAACCACCUGCAAGUGUCUGGCUGUGCAUCUGUGUGUGAUGGUCAUUUUACAUUCUAAACGGUGUUCCCCCCACCACCUUCUUUUUUUUUAUAUAUUUUAACUUUUCAUUCUUGGAUGUAUAAAGUGAAUUAUUUGAUUCUUGUAAGUAUCCUCUAUGCAUCUGUUUGAUCAUGUAUUUAUAUGUUGUACACAGUGCUGGCCAAUUCUGUAAAUGGAUGUAAUGUACAUAGAACAUAAAAGGGUUUUUUUGUUUCUUUAUUUUCAGGCUCUACAGCAGUAUUACAUUAAAGUGGUGUUGGUUAUUAAUCUACAUCUGUAGUCAAAGCCACUGUAUUCUGUGCUACCUAAAGUGAGGCUGAACAUGCAAAGGAGUCACGCUUGGUUCAGAUUGCCUCCCUUUCUGCCUACAUGGCACUGCUGUGGGCAGAUAGACUGCAAUGUGCAAUCUGAAGGAUGACCUGCCCUGAUUUUCUGAGCUGGAUGUAUUUUGCUCCUUGCUCUUCUAAAAAAUAUUUCUAUAGCAGUUGCUGGUCAUUGUCAUAACUGGUGAGUCUCCCAGAGCAGUGUUUAUAGCUGCAGUGCAAAGGUGUGAAAGCCCUUACCUAGCCAGAAUUGAUGUGAGCAGAAAAAUGGACCAACCCUCCUUUGAGCAAUUGCCUCUCGGGACCGGGUUGCUCUAAGUGGGAAGAAGCAAACCUACAGUUUAAUUUACCAGCUCUCUCCCACCCCUGUCCUACGUCCUACCUACCUCUUUCUUGACUAUGCUUUUCUUUUAAUUAUAGACCUCCCUGUUUGAGAGCUGUAGAGAGUGUAAAAUCUGUGGGCUGCAGAAAGCUUCAUCUCUGAAAUGGUUUACCCCUAACCCAUAUGGCAUCUUGAUAUUGUGAAAUGGGAGCGGGAGAGACGGGGGUGAAUUGAAAUGCAGUAUUAGUGAAGUCUUGAGGGGAUGGUGUGAAAACCUGCCUACCAAAGAUAGGGAGCAGAGCUGGGGCAGUCUGGCUCUGUAUCCUUUGGAGCCACUGUAGGGUACAAUUGAAGCUGGUCUGGUCUGCAGAGCUCUCCAGCAGGGCCCUGCUCUUGUAUGUCCCUUGUGGUAUUGGAAAAAUAAACAUUCUGUAAACCUG
Gopherus evgoodei (Goodes thornscrub tortoise) is the source of this 3143-nucleotide messenger RNA. Its product is annotated as putative Polycomb group protein ASXL1. Gene Ontology annotation, cellular component: PR-DUB complex. Gene Ontology annotation, molecular function: peroxisome proliferator activated receptor binding; DNA binding; chromatin binding. The transcript has a single exon. NCBI's taxonomy places the organism in Eukaryota, Metazoa, Chordata, Testudines, Testudinidae. The coding region runs from base 178 to 1176 and encodes 332 amino acids. Gene Ontology annotation, biological process: animal organ morphogenesis; positive regulation of transcription by RNA polymerase II. The record is from RefSeq and is a predicted model, not a curated record.